Messenger RNA from Solanum verrucosum, 2098 nucleotides. RefSeq names its product la-related protein 1C-like. Lineage: Eukaryota; Viridiplantae; Streptophyta; Magnoliopsida; Solanales; Solanaceae. The transcript has 6 exons. Gene Ontology annotation, molecular function: RNA binding. The coding region runs from base 137 to 1867 and encodes 576 amino acids. The record is from RefSeq and is a predicted model, not a curated record.
AAUGCUAAAUCUGUUAGGCUCUGUAGAAAAUUUUGAUCGAUUCAAUAUUUUGUUUAUUUGUUGUUUAGGAAUAGUCAAUCAACUAAAGGAUUUUCAGGUAUAGAAACACUAAUUAGAAGCCGUCUUCGAUUUUUGGAUGUUUUUGAUUCCGUAUAAACAAACCCUAGUUUUUAUGGCUACAUCUACUACUGGCCCGGUUCAUAACUCUCACCGGAAUACUACAUCGGAAACCGGCGGUUCCAACCGCCAACAGGAGUCUCCGCGAUCAUCAGCCACGCGUGACGUUUCCUCUCCAUGGAAGCAGGUUGUUCGCAUUGGUGAAUCAGAAUCUACCAUUGCGGUGACCUCCUCUUCACCUCCACUUUCUCCUCAGGGGUCUUGUGAGCAAGACGUUCACUCCUCUGAUUGUUCGCCUCCUGAACAAGCCGAUAGUGCGUCUUCGUUAGAUGCCACUACAGAAGCUCAGAUUGAGAACUCCGAUAAUGGAAGCAGUGACGGCACCAACGGCAAUGGGGCUAAAAAGCAGGCUUGGAAUAAACCCUCAAAUGGUGCAGCCGAUCUUAGUCCUGUUAUGGGUGCUGUCUCUUGGCCUGCUCUCUCUGACUCCACCAAGGCUUCACCUAAAUUAUCUUCUUCUUCUUCUGAUUUACUCAAAACUCAGUCUAGAUCAGUUUCUCUAUCACAGGACCCCGGGAUGGCAUCAGCUUCUCAUAGGCAAGCUAAUACUAACAAUGUAAACCCUGAUACAAUGCUGAACCAUGUUGUACCCAGCCGCCAAAGGUCUAUGAAGCGCGGUGGUGGUAAUUCAAACCAUAAUGCAUCAGCGAAUGGUGUCUUUUCUCCACAGCAGGCCCAAGGUUUUGAGGUGGAAACAGUCCUUAAUAAUUCUGGGAAGACAGGUAAUUCUGGUGUUGAGUCUUCUUCAAGGGAUUAUAGUCAUAGGGAUGGUGGACAAUGGGGAGGAUUUGGAGCUCAAUCACAUGGUGGAAUUGACCACCAACAUCAACGAAAUGCAAAUAGGAGGGGCAAUGUUGGUCCACUUCCCCGUGGAGAUGGCACAUAUCAGAAUGGUUACGGGGGUAGGCGUGAUCAGGAACGUCGAAAUCAGGAUUUGAAACCUCACAGAGGUUGGGUGAAUAGGGAUGCACACAUGCAGCCGCACAGAGGUCCAGCUAGGCCAUAUAUGGGGGCCCCACCUCAUACGUCUCCACCUUUUAUACCAACGCCCAUUCCUGUGCAGCCCUAUCGACCUCCCAUGGUUUACUCUAAAGUUCCAUCGGUAUUUUAUUUGCCAGGUCCAUUCCCUGAUUCAUUCAGAGGGCCUAUGUUUUCUCCUGUGCCCUUCUUUCAUGUUCCAGAUACCCAGUUGCAUACUAGAAUAGUGAACCAGAUGGAUUAUUAUUUCAGUAAUGAGAAUUUAAUUAAGGACACAUUCUUGCGACAGAACAUGGAUGAACAUGGAUGGGUUCCGGUUACACUAAUCGCAGGCUUCAAGAAAGUAAUGGAAUUGACAGAUAAUAUACAAUUGAUACUGAAUGCUGUGAGGUUCUCUACUGUUGUAGAAGUGCAGGGUGAAAAGUUAAGGCGGAGAAAUGAAUGGUUUCAUUGGCUCCUGCCGCCAUCGGUUCAAAAUUCAACCGUGUCAAAUCCUCAAUCUCUACAAAAGUCUACUCCUGAUUUACUUGUAGAAAAUUUCCAACGUGUUGCAUUUGAUGAUAAGACUGUAAGACAUGGAAAUGCCGAAGCACAUCUUAGUAGAUCAUCAUCUGCUGAAUUAAGUACUCCAUCUGAGCAGUUUGGCAAUGAGAUGGCCGGACAAGCUGGUGGUCAACAUUGGCAGCCAAUGCCGGUUGGAAAUCCAAGUUAAAGAGUUAACUGUUUUGUGGCCCCAGGGUUGGUGGCUAUUGUGCUUCUUAGAGCCAUCAAUGAGUUUAGUCUUUACUGUUGCUGUUGACAAUGGCGUCUCAUGAAGGAAUUAGACAGGGAAUAAAAGAGAACAGGAUUAUACUGUCUUUUGAGCUGGCAGCUUGAUUUUGUUGGGAUAAGUAUUUUCUUUUCCUUUAUGUUACGUUGUUUGUCUGUCGUGGUUAUUUAUUAA